UUAGCCCAGAACCCAAGAGCGUGGGUGUUCGCGGCCAUGGCUUCCCGGUCCGUCAUUCUCGGCAUCGACCUGGGCACCACGUCUGUGAAGGCUGCCUUGUUGGAGGCCGCGCCCGGUGACCCGUCUGGGUUCGUGGUACUGGCCAGCUGUGCCCGGGCGGCGCGAGCAGAGGCAGCGGCCGAGAGCGCGGCGGGCGGGGCCCAGGGACGGGAGCAGGAUGUGAGCAAGAUCAUCGGAGCCCUAAAUGAGUGCUUGGCUGCACUGCCCCCUCAGCAGCUCCGGAGAGUUGGGGGCAUCGGAGUGUCAGGGCAGAUGCAUGGAGUCAUGUUUUGGAAAACAGACCAAGGCUGUACGUGGACGCAGGGAGGGGCCGCCCCUGUGGUGGAGCCCGGAGCUGUGAGCCACCUGGUCACAUGGCAGGACGGCCGGUGUAGCAGCAGUUUCCUGGCUUCUCUGCCCCAGCCAGAGUCCCAUCUCAGUGUGGCCACGGGGUUUGGCUGUGCCACCAUCUUCUGGCUUUCGAAGAAUAGCCCUGAGUUCCUGAAGUCCUACAGUGCAGCUGGCACCAUUCAGGACUACGUGGUCACCAUGCUGUGUGGCUUGCCAAGACCCCUCAUGUCUGACCAGAACGCUGCGAGCUGGGGCUAUUUCAACACCCGGAGCCAAAGCUGGAACUUGGACAUACUGAGGGCCUCAGGCUUUCCCGUCCACCUGCUCCCAGACAUUGCUGAGCCUGGCAGCGUGGCAGGAAGAACUUCCCAUGCGUGGUUUGAAAUCCCGAAGGGCACACAGGUGGGCGUGGCCCUGGGGGACUUACAGGCCUCUGUCUACUCCUGCAUGGCGCAAAGGACAGAUGCAGUUCUCAACAUCAGCACCUCGGUUCAGCUGGCAGCCUCCAUGCCUGCAGGGUUCCAGCCGGCGCAGAUUCCAGACCCCACGGCUCCAGUCGCCUACUUCCCAUACUUUGGCAGGACCUACUUGGGAGUGGCAGCGUCACUCAACGGGGGCAACGUGCUGGCCACCUUCGUCCACAUGCUGGUUCAGUGGAUGGCAGAUCUAGGCCUGGAGACUGAAGAAUCCAUUGUGUAUUCCCGCGUGAUUCAAGCAGCUGCACAGCAGAGAGAUACUUGCCUAACCAUCAGGCCCACAGUGUUGGGGGAGAGGCACCUGCCGGACCAGCUGGCCUCAGUGACCAGAAUCUCCUCCUCUGACCUCUCCCUGGGGCACGUGACCCGGGCCCUGUGUCGCGGCAUCGUUCAGAACCUGCACUCAAUGCUUCCGUGUCAGCAGCUCAAGGAGUGGGGCGUGGAGCGGCUGGUGGGGAGUGGGAGCGCGCUGUCCAGGAACGAGGUGCUGAAGCAGGAGGUGCAGAGGGCGUUCCCCUUGCCAGUGUCCUUUGGGCAGGAUGUGGAUGCAGCUGUAGGGGCAGCUCUGGUCAUGCUCCAGAGAAACCACAACCAGAAAGAGUCUUAGCAAACCCUUUGGCUAAAGAACUGCUGUGGAUUUUACCAAUGACCAUUCCUGAGCUCUGGGUGAUCAUUUUCCUGGACUGUUUUGGGGUCAGCUUGUAAGCAAUGCUUGCUCUCAGAGCAGCACCUUGACCAAGAAUUUACUGCUGCGCUUGGAAUAUCUCCUCCAAAACUCAUGUAGGAAUUGGAUUGUUGUUGUGAUGGUA
Molecule: messenger RNA, 1675 nt
Organism: Tupaia belangeri chinensis (Chinese tree shrew)
Lineage: Eukaryota; Metazoa; Chordata; Mammalia; Scandentia; Tupaiidae
Gene: SHPK
Product: sedoheptulokinase
Exons: 7
Coding region: 37-1473 (478 amino acids)
Biological process (GO): glycerol metabolic process; phosphorylation; cellular response to lipopolysaccharide
Cellular component (GO): cytosol
Molecular function (GO): sedoheptulokinase activity
Source: RefSeq, a predicted model, not a curated record